This is a messenger RNA of Trypanosoma grayi, 840 nucleotides long. RefSeq lists its product as hypothetical. Bases 1 to 840 code for a protein of 279 amino acids. Lineage: Eukaryota; Euglenozoa; Kinetoplastea; Trypanosomatida; Trypanosomatidae. Gene Ontology annotation, molecular function: zinc ion binding. The record is from RefSeq and is a predicted model, not a curated record. The transcript has a single exon.
AUGUCACAAUGGUACGAGACGCCAAGUCAGCUCCCACCGUCGUCGCCGUCGUCGCGUGCUAUCGGUAGUGCGAACGCCGUGUCUGCCCUUUCGCCCAUGGUUCUACUUACUGCGGCAGCGACAGGUGUGGGCGACGGAAGUCAAGCGGGGCAAAGGGCAUCGCUGUUGCCAACGUUCUUGACGCCACCGCCAUCACCGCUGUCGCCGCUCUCCGUUGGUGUUUUGGGGGGAUGCAGAAGUGAACGCAACCGCGGUGAUGGGCGCGCGGGUAACACGCAAGACGGAGCGUCGAGUGUCGCCACGCCCUCACUGCUGUUUGAGAAUGUGGUAGUGGUGAGCGGACCGAGUCUUGCUUCGGUGAGUCCCUCCCUCGCCCGCGGUCUUGGAGCACAGGGAAACAGCAGCAACAGCAGCUGUUUAACGGGCAACAACCCCGCUGAUGAGUUUGUGCAGCAGAUGCAGCUGCCCUCAUCGUCCUCACCUUGCCUGCUGGCGGCGCCCUUGUCUGUUACCCCGCUCUCCUCUUCGCCGGGGACGACGAUACGUGGAGUUGCCGCAAAGGAGGUCGGCUGUGUCGUGCUGAAGGCGGGGUACGCGACGAACUGUGUAAUUUGCCUUUGGAGUCUGGAGGAUGCGGAGCCGUCAGAAACAGCUCCGCAGUGGUUAGAUGCGGAACCAGCGUCCAAGAACAACAGCAGCAGCAGCACAUCUCCCGCGACUGAAAGUGUCAAGCUUGGUUGCGGUCACGAGUUUCACGCGGAUUGUCUACAGCGCUGGCUGCUCACCAGCCGAGUCUGCCCAAUGUGCAGACGGGAAGUCGCACCAGCUGCUGGACGGUGA